AUGGACUUUGAUUUCAGGCUAGGGAAGCCAUUCGUCCCUCCACCUAUCACUCUGAAGCAAAUACAUGACGCCGUCCCGAAACAUCUCCUACGCAAAGACCCAUGGCGAUCCACAUACUUCUGUAUCCGGGACGUCUCCUUUUGCGGACUUUUUUUCUACUUUGGGCUGUCGAUCGAGCGUAUUCUGCGUAGCGAGUUUGGGGGGUACCUUCCUUUAACAGCUGCCUGGCAGGUGAAAUUGGGCAGAGCGCUGCUGUGGAUGGCGUAUUGGUGGUGGCAAGGCCUUUCGUUUGCAAGCUUUUUUUGUCUUGCUCAUGAGUUUGGUCACCAAACGCUGUAUCACAACAAAUAUGUCAACGAUAUACUGGGAUACUUCUUCCACGCCGCAAUCCUUGCCCCGUUCUUUGCUUGGAAGGCAAGUCAUAAUGCACACCAUCGCACGGUCGCGUCCAUCGAACGAGAUGAGAAUUAUGUGCCGUACGAAAGGAGCUACUAUCAGCUGCCGCCGAAGGAGCGUGCGACCACAGCAGACUACCUCGAGGUUCUGGACGAGACUCCCAUCUUAACGAUGGGACGGCUGCUGAUAAUGCAAUGCGUUGGCUGGUGGCUGUAUAUGACGACCAACGCUAUGGGUUCUAGGAGAUACCCUAAAGGCACAAACCAUUUCUCCCCUUACUCGUCUCUCUUCCGCCCUGAGGAGCGGCUGGGCAUUGUGUUAUCCGACAUUGGUCUGAUCGGAAUGGGCUCGAUUCUGUACUACGCAUCCAAGCUUUACGGCGGAAAGGCGGUUCUCAUGUACUACUUCAUCCCAUAUGUGGUACGCGGCGUGUUUUUCUGGGCUCGCUAUGUAACCAUUGGAUUGGUGCUUAUGCUCACGUAUCUGCACCAUUCGGACCCAACCAUCCCACAUUACCGUAAGGAGCAGUGGUCCUGGGUGCGCGGAGCGGCGGCGACAGUCGACCGGCCUUUGCUCGGCUGGAUGGGGCGGUUUUUCCUGCAUAAUGUAUCGCACGACCAUGUAGCGCACCAUUUCUUCUCAUAUGCGCCGUUCUAUAAUCAGCCGGAGAUUACGAAGUGUAUCCGGGGGGUCUUGAAAGACCAUUACAACUACGACUCAACGAAUUCGUUCUACGCCCUCUACCGCUCUUUCACGCAGUGUAUGUUCAUUGAGGAAGAGGGUGCGAUUGUGUUUUACAAGAACAAACAUGGACAGGCAGCCCGGGAAGUGGCGGAAGACCAGUUGAAAAUCAUUGACGAGCGGUGGAAAGCAGAGGAUGGAAGACUGCAGUGCUGCCAUGAAUCAGUGAGCGGCUUCUAG
Molecule: messenger RNA, 1317 nt
Organism: Fibroporia radiculosa
Lineage: Eukaryota; Fungi; Basidiomycota; Agaricomycetes; Polyporales; Fibroporiaceae
Exons: 14
Coding region: 1-1317 (438 amino acids)
Biological process (GO): lipid metabolic process
Molecular function (GO): oxidoreductase activity, acting on paired donors, with oxidation of a pair of donors resulting in the reduction of molecular oxygen to two molecules of water
Source: RefSeq, a predicted model, not a curated record